AUGGUGGUCAACUACCAACAUCCGAUUCAAUGCAUCAGAUAUGUAGAGAGACAAACAACUGGUUUCCGCAAUCUGUUUCUCGCUUCUGCUGGCUCGAAAAUAUACACCUACGCUGCUGAGACCGGAAAACAGCUUGCUAUCUGGCCUGAGGCUGCCAAUGCUGCAGAUUCUACAGUAGUCAGUGUAGCACCAAGCUCUGAAGGGGACGAGCCAUCAGCUAAGAAGAGAAAGGUUUCUCCAGCCCCGGAGCAGACAGCGAAAGGAGGCCAAUCGGGAACCUCAACCGCUUGGUCAACGAUUCCCAUCUUGGCCGUGUCAUCUGACGGCAACUUUGUGGUUGCCGUCACGGGUGAAGACAAGUGUCUUCGUGUCUUUGAGAUAGAAGAGAGUGGCCAUCUCAAGCAAUUGAGCGAGAGACAUAUGCCCAAGCGGCCAUCUGCGAUCGCUUUGGUUGACGAUGAUAAAACCAUCCUGUGUGGUGAUAAAUUCGGGGAUGUCUAUUCUCUACCACUAAUCGACACUGGAAAAUCAAGUAUCGCGCCCAAAAUCCAUGGCAAAGUCAAGCCGAAUCAGCCAGCAGCAACGACUUUGACUGUCCACAGUAAGCGAAACCUGGCAUCGCUGGAACAGCAGAUGCGACAUUACGGCCAGAAAGAGAAGACCGCAGAAGAGAAGCCUGCGUCUGCCUUUGAACUCCAUUUGAUUCUUGGGCAUGUGUCGAUGCUCACAGACUUAGUCUACGUCUCCAUUCCAGUGGAUGCAACUUCGGAUCGAAGGCGCCCAUACAUCUUCACGGCGGACCGCGAUGAACAUAUUCGGGUCUCUCGCGGCCCUCCUCAGGCGCAUAUCAUUGAGAACUACUGCCUGGGGCACACCUCGUUCGUUAGUAGCUUGUGCGUUCCCCAGUGGGCGCCUGAAUAUCUCGUUUCAGGAGGAGGUGAUGAUCACUUGAUUGUAUGGAGGUGGAAUGAGGGCCGGCUCGUACACAAGGUCCCCUUGGUUGAAAAGGGGGCAGACUCUGAAGUUAUUGUUCGUCGUAUCUGGGCCUUGUCACUUACCAAGGCCGCAAACUCUCAGGAGAAUGCGAAUGUCAUCCUCGUUGCAUUAGACGGGUCCUUGAAGCUUCUUUGCUUUACGCUUGAGUCUGAUGGCUCGCUGAAAGCACAGAACUCCAUCCAGGCUUCUGGCAACGUACUUGACCUAACAGUUCCCGCCGAGAACAGCUCGAUAGUAGUGUCUGUCGACGCAGUGCGGGAGCCUGGUUCCACACAAGACUGGAGGACUACUCCCUCAUCGCCGUCGACCCUGGUCGAGGCUUUCCACCUGAAGCCAGCGUCAGAGGGUGUCGAUUGGGAGCUCACAUCAGAGGCGAUCACUGCACAGAUAAAUUCCGAGGGUACCUCCGAGAUAUCAGCAGACCUCCAUGAGAAGCAGAAGAAGGAGUUGAACGAUUCGUUGUAUAGCUUGGGCAACCUGCGGAAGAAGAAUUUUGGUGAAGACGACUAA
Molecule: messenger RNA, 1506 nt
Organism: Aspergillus lentulus
Lineage: Eukaryota; Fungi; Ascomycota; Eurotiomycetes; Eurotiales; Aspergillaceae
Gene: trm82
Product: putative tRNA methyltransferase
Biological process (GO): RNA (guanine-N7)-methylation; tRNA modification
Cellular component (GO): nucleus; tRNA methyltransferase complex; cytosol
Molecular function (GO): protein binding
Source: RefSeq, a predicted model, not a curated record